GUUUGUGUUAAGUAUGAAGUAUUGUGCGCCUUCAGUGUUUGAAAACCACAUACAAAUAUAACUGGAUUAUGAAGUUCAUUGAGUUUCAUCAUCCCCUAUGACAUACCAAAAUAAACGUGAACUCUCUCAUCGACGUCUCAUUCUUCUGCUUGUUAUCACCCUAAAUACUCUGGAUGUUAAACUUAAUCAACAUGAUAAUCAUAAGCUCAAUAAAUUUCAACAGGACUUGAGCUAUUGCGGCAAGUGUUUUGAACAACAAAUUGAAUCUUGUGGUAAUCUUUUUAAAGAUAUUAAAAAUGAUGAAGACAUUGCCAUCUGGUGGCAAUUUUUGAAACUACUACCACAACGCUCCUGCAAAAGAAAUAAUAAUUUUCUGCAAAUUUCUUCGACCGGAGAGAAGAUUGUUGAGAAAUAUUUUGCCAAUUCCCAGGAUCACUUAAAAUGGUCAGUAAAUGUUAAGGAUUUGAAAGAAAAAUUCCUGCAUCAAGAUCGCCUGGAUGGCUUGCAAUUCUAUCCUCCUCACAAAAUUGAGGAUUUCAUAGAUGUGCUACAUGAAUGGCAUAUGAAAUGGCCCAAGGUGACCAUAUGGCUGUAUUUGCUGGUUAAUAUACAACCCAUUUUAAUGCCUCUGCUUUAUGCUAUGAAUUUUCCUGUGCCUCAAACUUAUGGCACUUGUGGCUUCACCCUAUAUCAAGAACAUGCUGGUCUUGCUUUGCAUAAUUUUUAUAUUAAAGAUUUUGAUAUAAAACUAAAAAUUGCCCAAGAAUUGCUAAAGGCCAGCCUAAAAUUCUCCUAUGGAUUUCAAGGAUAUCGUCUUUAUAUCACCGAUUUAACUGCCGAUAAUAUUGUGUAUGAUGUCAAGAAAGCACGUCUCUCCUUUGUAGAUUUGGAUACAGUGUUUGUGGUGGACUCCCUGGAAGUUAAAUAUAAAACAUCCACUCAUAAACAUGAAUACAUUGAGUGUCCUGGUUGCUUUGCCUACUCGCCGGAGGAUAUAAGUGCCCAUAAUAUCAGCGACAUUAACAUUUACUCAGCAUGUCAAUUUCUGAGGGAGGAUCUUUACAGGGAUCAAAGCAAAGGAUUUCUGCAACCCAUUCCCCAAGAAAUAUCAGUAACUUAUCCCCAGCUUGGAAAACUUCUAAAUCUUUGUGUGGACUGUCCUUGGGAGGCUAACUGUUCACAACGUUUUGGUGUAGCCAAGCAAUUAUUGCUAGUCUUUGAAGAUAUUUUAAAUAAAUCUUGACAUUUUAGUAUUUUUAAA
This is a messenger RNA of Stomoxys calcitrans (stable fly), 1261 nucleotides long. RefSeq lists its product as uncharacterized. NCBI's taxonomy places the organism in Eukaryota, Metazoa, Arthropoda, Insecta, Diptera, Muscidae. The record is from RefSeq and is a predicted model, not a curated record. The transcript has 2 exons. Bases 98 to 1243 code for a protein of 381 amino acids.